AUGUUCAUGUCGACUCGUUCUGGUGUAAUAUCCACUCUGGUGGAGUUGGUCCGCAAGACACUCAAUCAUGAUCCUCUGGUCUUUGUGAACUCUGGCCUGGUGGUGGUUGGCCUCAUCACCUCCCUUCGUUCGGCUGCAAAUGUGUUAUACACCUAUGCCGAAAACAUUUGUUUGUCCACGGUGCAUGUGAGAGCCGAAGAUCCGCUCUAUGAAGAUGUCGUUCGGUGGAUGAACGAUCACGCCUUCCGGGGUCGGAAUUUCCUCUCGGUGCUGGCGCAAACAAACAACAAUUCAGAGAAGCCCUUGCGAUGUUCAGUGCAAUUGGACCCGGAUAGGCUGAUCAGCUACCGAGAGAGUGAGGAUAACUCAUUUUUGGAGUUAAAGCCAUUUCGGGGAUCUCGUCUGUUUCGCUUCCGACAAACGUGGAUGCUGUUCAGUCAUGCAGCCAAUGGUCCCGGCUGUUUUGGUCCUCCACAACUGGAUACAAAUCCCCCCUUGAAAUUGCAAUGUCUCAGUAUCUCACUUUCUCCUAUCAAAAAGUUCCUCGACGAGGUUCGUGCCUACGGUCGUAAAGUGUCCGUGUCUAAUGUCACAAUCUACCGCACUACGUCCUUUUCUCCGGAUAUCGUUCGCUGGAGCUCGGUUGCUUCGAGGUUAUCUAGAGAUAUCUCGACUGUCAUCCUUGAUAAACAGAAGAAGCAAACCAUCCUCCGGGAUAUCAAUGAGUACCUGCAUCCUCAUACAAGGCAAUGGUACGCCAACCAUGGUAUCCCCUACCGACGUGGGUAUCUCUUCUCCGGACCCCCGGGAACGGGCAAAACAAGCCUCGCAUCUGCGAUUGCGGGUGUUUUUGGUCUGGAUAUCUACGUGUUAAGUCUGCUGGAUCCAUCAAUGACAGAAUCACACUUCUCCCGACUGUUCUCUGAAGUGCCUACGCGGUGCGUGGUCCUUUUGGAGGAUGUCGAUGCCGCAGGGUUGAACAGGGGGGAUACAGAGCCUGGGGAAGAUUUCAUCCAAAGAUCGACCAAGACGAAUACCUCCGUGUCCCUAUCUGGUCUUCUCAAUGCCAUCGACGGUGUCUCUUCUCAAGAAGGUCGGAUCUUGAUCAUGACCACCAAUGCACCGCAGCAAUUGGACCGCGCCUUGAUUCGGCCCGGUCGUGUGGAUGUUCACAUCAAGUUCGAGCUUCCGUCUCGGGAGGAACUGCGAGAUCUCUUCUUGAGCAUGUUUAGCGAGGUGCAUCAGAAUCCGCAAUUUUCUCCAGAUGAGCAAAAGACAGAGGCAGCAAGGUUGACGGAGCUAGCUGUGCGCUUUGCAGAAUGUCUUCCUGAGAAGCAAUUCAGUAUUGCAGAUAUACAGGGCUUUCUCUUGCAACACAAGCGUCGGCCUGAGGAUGCCUGUUCCCAGGUUGAAAGUUGGGUCGAGGAGAUGGAUUUUGAAGAAUGA
This is a messenger RNA of Penicillium salamii, 1446 nucleotides long. Lineage: Eukaryota; Fungi; Ascomycota; Eurotiomycetes; Eurotiales; Aspergillaceae. The record is from the annotation of a GenBank genome assembly.